UCUCAGCAACAGAUGUGGGAAGCGCCCUUGGGCUGUCUUCGUCUCUGAGAAGUCAAGUCUGGAGAAGGGGUUGAAGCCCCAGGCAGUGCUUGGGGAGACAACAAAUGGCAGGACCCGCAGUGGUGCCCUUUGGAGCAGUAUGGCUAGUGUGGGCGCUGCUAGGAGUGGCGGGAGCGUGCCCGGAGCCGUGCGCUUGCGUGGACAAAUACUCGCACCAGUUCGCUGACUGCGCCUACAAGGAGCUUCACGAGGUGCCUGAAGGAUUGCCGGCUAACGUGACCACGCUUAGUCUGUCGGCCAACAAGAUCUCCGUGCUUCGGCGCGGGGCCUUUGCCAACGUCACGCAGGUCACGUCGCUGUGGCUGGCGCACAAUGAGGUGCGCACCGUGGAACCCGGCGCGCUGGCCGUGCUGAGCCAGCUCAAGAACCUCGACCUGAGCCACAACCUUAUAUCCAGCUUCCCCUGGAACGACCUGCGUAACCUGAGCGCCCUGCAGCUGCUCAAAAUGAACCAUAACCGCUUGGGCUCGCUUCCUCCGGACGCACUCGGUGCGCUGCCCGACUUGCGCUCUCUGCGUAUCAACAACAACCGGCUGCGUACACUGGCUCCCGGCACCUUCGAUGCCUUAAGCGCACUGUCACAUCUGCAACUCUAUCACAACCCUUUCCAUUGCGGUUGCAGCCUUGUGUGGCUGCAGGCCUGGGCCGCGAGCACUCGAGUCUCGCUACCUGAGAUUGAUUCCAUUGCGUGCGCCACGCCAACAGCGCUGCAGGGCAUUCCUGUGCACCGACUGCCUGUCCUGCCCUGUGCAUCACCCAGUGUGCGUCUGAGUGCCGAGCAGCCUAUCGAGGUGUUCAGCAGCCCCCUGCGGGCCGGCAUGGCGCUCAUGCUGCACUGCAUCGCCGAAGGACACCCCACGCCCCGCCUGCAAUGGCAACUUCAGAUCCCGGGUGGCACCGUAGUCUUAGAGCCGCCGGUCUCGAGCUGGGAGGACUACGGCGGCGUCAGGGACGACGGGGUGGAGGGAGGAGAUGGGGAGGGGGCAACGCAAACAGAGGCUCCAACUCUGUCUCCGGCACCCGCUUGGCCCGCGCCUCCAGCAACCCCACGCUUCCUGGCACUCACAAACGGCUCCCUGUUGGUGCCCCUCCUGAGUGCCAAGGAGGCAGGCAUCUACACGUGCCGUGCCCACAACGAGCUGGGCGCCAACUCCACGUCGGUACGCGUGGUGGUGUCGGCAGCUGGGCCCCCAAAGCACGCUCCUAGCGCCGGUGGGGACCCGGAUAUGCAGGCCCCAACCUCUGAGCGCAAGACCACAGCUAAAGGCCGGGGCAACAGCGUCCUACCCUCCAAGCCCGAGGGCAAAAUCAAAGGCCAAGGCCCAGGUGGGGAUGGCAUCCUCAGGGAGACUGAGGCGGGGCUGGAGGCGGAGGCUAGGGAGGGAGAGGAGGUGGAAGACCAGGUCUCUGCAGACCCGGUGGUAGAGCAGCGCUGCGGCCACGGGGACCCCUCCCGGUACGUGUCCAACCACGCUUUCAACCAGAGCGCCGACCUGAAGCCGCACGUCUUUGAGCUGGGUGUCAUCGCGCUGGACGUGGCCGAGCGCGAGGCCCGGGUGCAGCUGACGCCGCUGACGGCGCGCUGGGGCCCUGUGCCCGGCGGGGCUGCGGGAGGGGGGCGGCUUGGGCAGCGACCCCUGCGCCGGCUCUAUCUGUGCCCGGCGGGGGGCGGCGCGGCAGUUCAGUGGUCUCACGUGGAGGAGGGGGUCAACGCCUACUGGUUCCGCGGCCUGCGGCCUGGCACCAACUACUCGGUGUGCCUGGCGCAGGCAGGCGAGGCCUGCCACGUGCAAGUGGUGUUCGCUACCAAAAAGGAGUUGCCCUCGCUACUGGUGAUCGUGGUGGUGAGUGUGUUCCUUCUGGUGCUGGCCACUGUGCCCUUGCUGGGCGCCGCCUGCUGCCAUCUGCUGGCCAAACACCCGGGGAAGCCCUAUCGUCUGAUCCUGCGGUCCCAGGUCCCCGACCCCAUGGAGAAGCGCAUCGCCGCCGACUUUGACCCACGCGCCUCCUAUCUUGAGUCCGAGAAAAGCUACCCACCAGGCGGCGAAGCGGGCUGCGAGGAGCCGGAGGAGGGCCCCAGGGAGGGCCUUGACGAAGAGGCGGAGGAGGGGGACGCGAGUGGGGACCUGCAGAGGGAGGAGAGCCUGGCUGCCUGCUCGCUGGUGGAGUCCCAAUCCAAGGCCAACCAAGAGGAGUUCGAGGUGGGCUCCGAGUACAGUGACCGGCUGCCCCUGGGUGCCGAGGCGGUCAACAUUGCCCAGGAGAUUAACGGCAACUACAGGCAGACGGCGGGCUGAACUCCUGCUCGCCCUGCCUUCCCAGUCUCACCCUCCCCCCUCUCCUUGGGUGCCUGGGGCUGGCAGGAUUUAUCUCCUCCCCUCCCGUCCCCCUCCCCCCCCCACAUUUAUUCUGCCCUUUCACCACCACCACCCCAAUCUUAAUUCUGGCGACUUCUAGUGGGUAGUGGAACCAUUUCCCUAGUACCCACCACACCCACGAUCGUCAUUGACCUCGGGCUGAAUUCCCUCUGGCAAGCACAGUUCUCUGCUCUCCUCUUAUAAGGCACCAUCGCUGACCUGGAGGCGAAAUCCAGGCCUCUCCACUCCUGCGCAACUAUCUUGGAAAUCUGCCCCGCAGCCCACCCACUGUGAGCGGUGCAGCCAGAGUAAAUGGUAGAAAGCGUUAACGCUGUAGCGCGGGCUUUGGGCUGGUACUUCCCACAGACGUCCCUGGUGUGGAGCGCCGAGGUCCCGCCUCAACCCUACCCUGCCCUUUCGGGGAUGCACACCCUAGAAGCCAGGGUUCGGUGACAACGCCCCGUUUUUAGUUUCAAAACCCCCUAGCGACUGGGAACCAAACCCGUCUGCUCCCCCUCCCCCCGCUUCGUGUUCGGAUUUUCAUACUCUCAUUGUUUUCAAAGACAGCGAUGCUCGGUCUGGUGCUAACACUUUUCCCAGCCUCUCUGGGAAAAGUGUGUGUGUGUGUGUUGUGUGUUGUGUGUAUGUC
Molecule: messenger RNA, 3066 nt
Organism: Pipistrellus kuhlii (Kuhl's pipistrelle)
Lineage: Eukaryota; Metazoa; Chordata; Mammalia; Chiroptera; Vespertilionidae
Gene: ISLR2
Product: immunoglobulin superfamily containing leucine rich repeat 2
Exons: 2
Coding region: 105-2357 (750 amino acids)
Biological process (GO): positive regulation of axon extension
Cellular component (GO): cell surface
Molecular function (GO): protein binding
Source: RefSeq, a predicted model, not a curated record